CCUUGGCUCCUCCUCCCCUGCCUGCUCGCCUGGCUGGGCAAAGAUGGCGGAAGCGGGCGAGGAGCGGAGCGGGGCGCGGGCCUUGCUGGAGCUUCGCUCGGCCCCCUCGCCUCCUCCUCCGGCGGGACCCGCUCCCUCCUCCUCGGCGGCGGGGGAGCCCUUGUCGGCGCCGCUGGCCCGUCUGCUAGGCCGCGACUUCGAGUUCCUGGUGCGGCGGGCGGCGGUGACCAUCGGGCGCAACUCCUCGCAGGGCGCCGUGGACGUGCCCAUGGGCCGCUCCUCCUUCAUCUCCCGCCGCCACCUCGAGCUCGCCUUCCGCGCCCCGCACUUCUACCUGAGCUGCCUCGGAAAGAACGGCGUCUUCGUCGACGGGGCCUUCCAGCGGAGGAGCGCCCCGGCCCUGCGCCUCCCGCCACAAUGCACCUUCCGAUUCCCCAGCACAAACAUCAAGAUCCAUUUCACGUCGCUUUAUCACAAAGAGGAAGUCAAAGAAGAAGCUUCAUCACCUCCACUUCGGCCACUCUACCCACAGAUUUCCCCUCUUAAGAUUCACAUUCCGGAGCCGGAUCUCCGGAGCCUGGUCAGCCCCCUGCCAUCUCCCACUGGCACUAUCAGUGUUCCCAACUCGUGCCCGGCCAGUCCCCGCGGUGCUGGCUCCUCAGGAUACCGUUUUACCCACAACGUUACCUCGGACCUGCAGCUGGCGGCUGAAUAUGCAGCAAAGGCUACGUCGGAGCAGCAGGCAGAUGCGUCAGGUGGAGACAGCCCAAAGGACGAAUCCAAGCCGCCAUAUUCCUAUGCCCAGCUAAUUGUUCAAGCUAUCUCGUCAGCCCAGGACAAGCAAUUAACACUAAGUGGGAUCUAUGCCCACAUCACCAAGCAUUAUCCUUAUUACCGGACAGCUGAUAAAGGCUGGCAGAAUUCCAUUCGGCACAACCUCUCCUUGAACCGUUAUUUUAUUAAAGUCCCACGUUCUCAGGAGGAGCCGGGAAAGGGCUCUUUUUGGCGCAUCGAUCCUCCCUCAGAAGGCAAACUGGUGGAACAGGCAUUCCGAAAACGGAGACAGAGGGGGGUAUCCUGCUUCCGAACCCCUUUUGGGCCUCUUUCCUCCCGGAGUGCCCCUGCGUCCCCCACUCAUCCUGGCUUGCUGUCUCCUCACACAAGUGGCCUCCAGACCCCAGAGUGCCUGUCGAGGGAGGGCUCACCCAUUCCACAUGAUCACGACUUUGGUUCAAAGCUAGCCUCCGUUCCAGAGUAUCGGUAUUCACAAAGUGCACCUGGCUCGCCUGUAAGUGCCCAGCCGGUAAUCAUGGCAGUCCCUUCUCGGCCCUCAGCCCUCAUGGCCAAGCCAGUGGCCUACAUGCCGGCCUCCAUUGUGACCUCCCAGCAGCCUUCGGGCCAUGCCAUUCAUGUGGUCCAGCAAGCCCCGACGGUCACCAUGGUCCGGGUCGUGACCUCCUCUGCAAACUCUGCAAAUGGAUACAUCCUGACCAACCAGGGCCCGGCAAGUGGCAGCCAUGAAGCCGCCACAGGGACAGUCCUGGACUUGGCUGGUGAGCCUCGAGGAAUUGAAGAUAAGCCCACCAUUGCGUUUGCUGCAAUCCCCACUGGCAGCCGGGUGAUCCAGACCGUGGCCAGCCAGAUGUCUCAGGGCGUCCCAGGACAAACGGUCACCAUCCUCCAGCAAGCCACCCCGGUGGCCAUCGGUCAACACCAGCUCCCCGUCCGAGCCGUGACGCAAAACGGAAAGCACGCUGUCCCCACCAACAGCAUCACCAGCGGCACCUACGCCCUCACCAAUCCCUUGCAGCUCCUUGCGGCCCAGGCCAGCUCCUCCACUCCAGUGGUCGUCAACCAAGCAAGAGAAGCUGGGACAAAAGACACGGAGGAGCUUUCCAAUGAGCCGGAGGUCAAGCGGCCUCGGAUGGAGGAGUCCAAGGCAGGAGGAGCGGCUCUGCUGCAAACCGGCGGCGUCAUCACCUCCGCCACCCCACAAGGACAGGCUGCUGGCGAAUGAGGAACCCAGAGGUUCGGAAAUGCAGCGGCAGCGGCUUUGGUGGAGAUGAUUUUUUUUUUGUAAAAGAAAAAAACCAAGAGAUAUGACUGUAACGUCUUUUUUUUUUUUCCCAGCGAGAUGUUUCUACCAACGCAAAGGAAAAGCUCCCUUCAAAGCAUGUUUUUAAAGCAAACAGGUCAGCGGUUUUUCGGAUCCCGAGGUGCCAAACAAAUACGCAAAUAAAUAAGCCCCCACCCCAUCCCCCCACUGACCUGUGGUCUGAAAAAUCCUCUUUUUGCUUUUCACUUUGGAGAUUAUUUUUCUCUCCUUUUUAGAUUUUAAAAAAACAAAUAAUAAUAAUUAAUAAUUAAUAAUAAAGACAAUUUGAUUGUAUGACUGCUGGGAUUUCCCACCCAACACCCCUCCUCCCCUUCCUUUUCUUUCUUCCCCUCCAAAGCAUGGUAGUUUUGUGAGAGCAUAUUAAAAACACAGGACAGAAGCAUGUAUUCGAGUGGGGUGGGGAGGGCAGGAGGCAGCGGUGGGGCAUUCAGUCUCCAAAGACGACUCCUUUCUUUCUCUCUUUCUCACAUUUCUCUCCCUCUCAUGCAUUCAGACAGCUUGGAAAUGCUACUUUUUGGAGGUUGCGACUCCCAGAAUUUCCCAUCUUCUUGGAUGUGAGAUUUGGGAUUUGUAGUCCAAAACAGGAACACUUCCAUACUCUGAAAUGAGAGAACUUUACAUCCUUUCAUCUCACGACUCCAAACCCUCAAAAACGGAUGGAUCCUCUCUUGUCUGAACAUUUCUUUUGGAACCAGAUUUUGCCAUAUGCACACAAUUGCUGGUAAAAUUAUUGAUAGUUUUCUAAUUUCCUCCCCCUUGAAAAAAAAACAGGCCAGUUUCCCCAUUCCUUGGUAUCGCAGUUGUUCUAUUUCCGGGACUCUAUAUUGCCAAAGUGAGUUGACCUGAGAACAUAGCAAUCUUUUUUUGGCUCAUAACAGAAUGACCCCAUAAACAUAUUUUAUUUUUGUGUCAGGAGCGACUUGAGAAACUGCAAGUUGCUUCUGGUGUGAGAGAAUUGGCUGUCUGCAAGGAUGUUGCUCAGAGGACGCCCAGAUGUUUUACCAUCCUGUGGGAGGCUUCUCUCAUGCCCCUGCAUGGGGAGCUAGACCUGACAGAUGGGAGCUCACCUCGCUCCCAGAUUCAAACCGGCAACCUUUAGGUCAACAGUCCUGCCGGCACAAGGGUUGAACCCAUUACGUCACUGGGGACUCCUAACCAUAUGACUGUCUGCAAGGACGUUGCCCAGGGGACACCCAGAUGUUUUGAUGUUUUACUAUCCCGUGGGAGGUUUCUCUUGUGUCCCUGCAUGGGGAGCAAGAUCUGACAGACGGAGCUCACCUCGCUCCCAGAUUCAAACUGCCGACCUUUUGGUCAGCAGUCCUGCCAGCACAAGGGUUGAACCCAUUACGUCACUGGGGACUCCUAACCACAUGACCGUCUGCAAGGACGUUGCCCAGGAGACACCCAGAUGUUUUGAUGUUUUACCAUCCUGUGGGAGGCUUCUCUCGUGUCCCUGCAUGGGGAGCUAGAGCUGGCAGAUGGGAGCUCAUCUCGCUCCCAGAUUCGAACCGCCAACUUUUCGGUCAGCAGUCCUGCGGCACAACAGUAGAACCCAUUGCGCCACUGGUGCUCCUAACCACAUGACUGAUACCCAUGGGUUCAUUUACUUCUUUCUGAACAAAAUAAUUCCCUUUCUUGGCAUGUCCUAGGUCCUCCAACGUGACCCUAUGAUAUGCUCCUGCCAGUUUAUUCAAUAGGUGGUUUUGCAUAUCCAUGAGAAGUCCCGAAGCAUAUUGAGGGUUGUAUUGUCAUUUCUAGUUGAGAGUGUUAAAUUAACACGGUGCACGAAAGGUUUAGUUUCCAUGUCAGUCUACAAAUCUUUUUACAUAUUUGGGGAUUUGUGGAACAGCUCACACCAUCUUCAGUGUCAUUCCGGUUCAUUUAGCAACACCACAUACAAGAGAAAGAGAGAGAAAUGGGAUUUAUAGAAUCAGUUUUCAACACAGUGCCAGUUUUCAAUGCUGGUCCUGACACCGAAAGAGCCAAUGUUGUGCGUGUGGCUAAGAUGUUGGACUCAGUCUAACGAGAGGGGUUCAGAUGCCCUGUCUAUCCAUGGCGCUCACGGGGGGACCUUGGACCAGUCACUGUCUCUUUUAACCUACCUCACAGGGUUGUUGUGAGGAUAAAGUUGCGGGGAGGGGCGGGGGGAGAACUCUGUAUGCCACCGUGCCCUCCUUGGAGGAGGGCAGAAUAAAAACGAAAUAAAAGAAUAGCCUUGCCGUA
This is a messenger RNA of Anolis sagrei ordinatus, 4339 nucleotides long. RefSeq names its product forkhead box protein K1. The record is from RefSeq and is a predicted model, not a curated record. Gene Ontology annotation, biological process: regulation of transcription by RNA polymerase II. Lineage: Eukaryota; Metazoa; Chordata; Lepidosauria; Squamata; Anolidae. Gene Ontology annotation, molecular function: DNA-binding transcription factor activity, RNA polymerase II-specific; RNA polymerase II cis-regulatory region sequence-specific DNA binding; protein binding.